GUCAAGGCGCCCGCACUCGCGUCACAAGCACUCACUCCGCUUCGCCGGAGUAUCAACCAGCCCCUUCUCACUUGGACGGACGGGAGGACGGAAGGGUAGGUAGACUGACAAGCAGGCAGGCAGGUACUGGAAGACACACACGCACACAUGGGCGUGAGAAGACUCGGCGCGCUGCUGCUGCUGCUGGCGCUGUGCGUGCUGGCGCUCGUCAUGGCGCAGGACACGACAAGCAACUCUACCACCUCCACCACGACGGCGGCAUCUUCGGACGCUGCUGACACUGACAGCUCGUCCGACACGGCCACGACUGCAACGAUGGCGCCGGCUACGACGACUGCCACGCCUGCCACGACGACUAAGACGCCCACGACGACGACCAAGACGCCUACUACGACGACUAAGACCCCCACAGCCACUACGCAGACACCUACUGCGACUACUGAAGCUCCGACAGCGACGACCGAGGCACCGACAGCUACUACUGCGGCGCCUGCUGCCACGACGGCGGCCCCCUCGGCCACGACGGAGGCUCCUACUACGUCGACCGCUACGUCGGGAUCGACGGACACCACGUCAUCCGCUGCGCUGGACUCGUCCGCGACAACUUCCAUCUACGGUACGGCGGCGCCCAGCAGCUCCGGCGGCUCGAUGAGCGCCGCCAACGGCAGCUCGAGCACGUCCAGUUCGUCCAGCUGGAUCGUGCCGGUCGUGGUGGCCGCCGUGGUGGUGCUGGCGCUGGUCGUCAUCACCUUCUACGUGCGUACCCGCAAGCGCGAGGACCUGGACCUGGACCGCCAGAGCGACAUCUUCUUUGAGGCCCCGCGCUCGAACACGAACAACUACGCCAACGCCGCCGGCACGGGCGGCGUGUCGGCCGAGGAGCGCGCGCAGAAGGAGGUGGUGAUGGCCAUGCGCAAGGAGUCGGCGGUGACGGCCGCGCCGGCGGCCAUCCCGUCCUCGGCGUCCAAGAUGCGCAGCGACUCGGUGACCGGCGCCGCGCCGCUGCAGACGCGCAACCGCCAGGACUCGGUGCCCAUUCUGGCGGAGCGGCCAGAAGCGCCUGAGCCGCGCUUCACGCUGCAGCAGCAGGUUGAGCUGGAGCAGUCACAGCACUCGAUGCGCGUGGCCGGCGUGCCGCGCUCCCCGCAGGCGAUGGUGAGCCCCGUCGGGUACGAGCCGGGCACCUCGUUCGACCCCGGACACUCGUACGAGCCGUCGCACCCGGCGCCGGGCGCGUCCGUGCCGGGCGUGACGCUGUAAGAGGCGUGUGCUAGCAGACUACUGUGGGGGAGGAGGCGGCGCGGUUGCAGUAGAAGGCGGGGUUGCGCCGGCGUGCCUUGUACACUCUUUUUUUGCUCCUAGACGCGUGGCGGCGGUGCCGCGCUGCUCCCUCGAUAGCUUUAAUGAACCAUACCUAAAUCCGACCAAGUGGUGAUCAAGCACUUGAUCAGAGAGUGGAUCAAGUUGCUUUGUUUUUCAUGUGCAG
Molecule: messenger RNA, 1486 nt
Organism: Phytophthora sojae
Lineage: Eukaryota; Oomycota; Peronosporomycetes; Peronosporales; Peronosporaceae
Exons: 1
Coding region: 148-1260 (370 amino acids)
Source: RefSeq, a predicted model, not a curated record